AUGCGAUUUGCGAGAAUAAAGGCUAUUGUUAAGUCCAUCCGUGUAACCGAGUUUGUGUCUACUGUUGAAAUGGAAUCGCCUAUUAUACAAGUUACUAUUAAUGAUGGAAUAAUUCAAGGAAACCAACGAACAAAUAUUGAUGGUGAAAAGUUCUGUUCAUUCUUGGGGAUACCGUAUGCAAAACCUGCCGUUGGUGACCUUAGGUUUAAGGCUCCUGAACCAGUAGAGCCCUGGACUGGCAUCAAAGAUGCUACUAAAGCUGGAGAUCCUUGUUACCAAAGAAAUGAAUUUUCAUUUGCUAUAGUGGGCUCAGAAGAUAACUGCAUGCAUUUGAAUGUCUAUACGCGAACAUGUACUCCUGAAAAACAAAUACUAAAACCGGUGAUGGUGUUUAUUCAUGGAGGAGCCUUUCUACAUGGCAGCAAUGAUCCUAACCUAUAUGGUCCUGAGCAUCUCUUAUUAGAAGACAUCGUACUAGUAGUUAUCAACUACCGGGUAGGCUUCUUAGGUUUCCUUCAUCUAAACGACACCACGCUAGACGUUCCCGGAAAUGCUGGAUUAAAGGAUCAACGAUUAGCACUUCAGUGGGUUCAGAAAAAUAUUCAAUAUUUUAAUGGUGAUCCGAAUAAUGUUACCAUCUUCGGAGAAAGCGCAGGUAGCGCAAGUGUGCACUACCAUGUCGUUUCACCUUCCUCUAAAGGCCUUUUCCACAAGGCUAUAAUGCAGAGCGGGACUUUACACAAUCCUUGGCCUUAUUCCAACGAUGUGGCUCUUGAAUUUGCUCAGAGUAUAAAAGAGGAUGUUAAAACUGAGAAGGAAGCUUUACAGCUUUUAAGAAGUUUGCCUAUAAAUGAGUUGUAUACAUUUCAGGAGAAAUAUAUUAAGGUCAAAGGUGUAUGGGGUGUAGCGGCACCGAAUAUUGAAUAUCUCAACAAAACAGCAAUUAUUACUGCUCCGGCUACUCAACUUAUAUCCUCGGGUCAAUACAAUAAAGUUCCAAUAAUGUUAGGUUUUACUCAAAGAGAAGGACUUCUAUUUGAGGCCCACAAGAAUUUACAGAAAGCUGCAGGAAUUGAACCGGAGAAAGAUAUUGAUUUGGAAUCGCUUGUUCAUCCGCAUCUAAAUUUAGAGAAAGAUGAUGCAAAAAGGCAACUAAUUGCUAAAAAAUAUGCCGAUUUUUAUUUUCAAGGAGAAAAUGCUAAAGACAAAGUUAUGUUGUUGACCGAUUUCUUCUUAAUUGCGGGAAUUGUGGGAUCUGCUAUAAAACAUACCAAGACAUCCACAAAUCCAGUAUAUUUAUACAGAAUGACAAUUGACGCAGGAUUAAAUGUAUUUAAGAAAAUUACAAAUAUAAAUGAGCCAGGAGUCUGUCAUGCUGAUGACCUUGGUUACCUCUUCCAUAUGCCUCUAGCAGCCAAAGUUUUACACAAAGGGCCUCUAGAAGACAAAGUUCUAAGACGUUUUGUUAAGUUGUGGACCAACUUCGCUAAAACUGGUAACCCAACUCCACAAGAAAGUGACUUAAAUAUUACGUGGAAGCCAGUUACUGAAAAUGAUGUAUACUAUUUGGAUAUUGGUGAAGAACUUUCGUUGCAAACUAAUCCGGAACCAGAAAGAAUAAAGUUUUGGAGAGAUAUAUUCCAACUCAGUCCAUUUACUAUAGAUCAUUUGUAA
Messenger RNA from Psylliodes chrysocephalus, 1674 nucleotides. Lineage: Eukaryota; Metazoa; Arthropoda; Insecta; Coleoptera; Chrysomelidae. The record is from the annotation of a GenBank genome assembly.